AUGGUCAACUUUAAUGACAAGCUCAACGAAAAGUACGCCUCGAGAAAAGAGGAAUUCCAGAAAAUCGUACAAGGUGUUCGUGAUAAAAUGAAAGAAGAUCGGGAGGCUUUUAAGAUGGAAAUCGAUAAAUUAAAGAAAGAAGAAAUUGAAAAUGCAAGGAAUGAGGUGGCGAAGUUCAAGGUGCUCGAUGAAAAUCUGGAUGAGUGA
This is a messenger RNA of Caenorhabditis remanei, 207 nucleotides long. RefSeq lists its product as uncharacterized. The record is from RefSeq and is a predicted model, not a curated record. Lineage: Eukaryota; Metazoa; Nematoda; Chromadorea; Rhabditida; Rhabditidae. Bases 1 to 207 code for a protein of 68 amino acids. The transcript has 2 exons.